AGGACCAGGGGAAGACUGGCUUCCUGUCCAGAUCGUCCCACUGAGCCCAGUGGUAACAAUGGUACCUAUACUGUUGUCCCUGCCAUUCCUUCUGGGUCCUGCAAUCUACCGGGAGACUCCAGGAGCUGUCCAUAGUCAUUUGGCCUCAGUUACCUUGGGACCUGUAAUGAAGCAGCACAACAUGGUGAGGAGCAACGGCAGAGAAGUUACUCAUCUCGUGGCAGCCAGGACGAAAAGAAAACAAGGAAGUGACAGCAGAAAAGCAGAGCCCCUAGGGCCAUGGAGACAGAUAAAAGGAAUGGAAGACUGGGAGAAGGAGAGCCAACUUCAGAAGGCCAGGGAGGAAAUCUUCCUGGUGACCCUGAAAGACAUCAUGGACUAUUACAAGGACAGAGAAGGGUCUCACACCUUUCAGGGAAUGUUUGGUUGUGAGAUCCAGAAUAACAGAAGCAGUGGCGCAUUCUGGAGAUACGCCUACGAUGGGAAGGACUUCAUUGAAUUCAACAAAGAAAUCCCCGCCUGGGUCCCCUUGGAUCCAGCAGCCAAGAAAACCAAGCAGAAGUGGGAGGCAGAAAAAGUCUACGUGCAGCGGGCAAAGGCGUACCUGGAGGAGGAGUGCCCCAGGAUGCUGCGGAGGUACCUGAAUUACAGCAAGACUCACCUGGACCGGCAAGACCCUCCCUCUGUGUCAGUCACUGGCUACUUGGUCCCAGGAAAAAACAAGACACUCAAAUGCCUGGCCUACGACUUCUACCCACAGGGAAUUGGUCUGCGCUGGAUCCGGACUGGCAUGAAGCAGGAAUCUGGGUCAAGGGUAGAUGUUCUUCCCAGUGGGAAUGGCACUUACCAGUCGUGGGUGGUGGCGGAAGUCCCCCUUCAGGACAGAGGGCCCCACUUCUGCCUUGUGGAGCACAGUGGGUUGGCCCAGUCCCUUACGGUGCCAUGGGAGGAGAAGCAGAAAACUAGGGCUAAAGGCAGUUUGGAAAGUCAGCCUCAGCAGUCACCCUUUCUGCCUGAUAUGAAAGAACUGAACUCUAGAAAUCAUCGUCAAUUUCACCAGCAAGAGCCUAAGGAAGCAGUGCAAACCCAAGGGGAUUUGGAGACAGAAGACUUGAACACCUGGUCCUGAGCUCACUCUCACUGCCAAAUCGCCUCACUUUGUAAAACUCCCCAAUAUCUAAUCUGUAAACUAUCACUCAGAUUAAUACCCUUGUCCAGCACAGCAGAGAAAGGUAUUUCUAAACUAUGAAGCGCUGUAAAA
This is a messenger RNA of Chinchilla lanigera (long-tailed chinchilla), 1261 nucleotides long. RefSeq names its product alpha-2-glycoprotein 1, zinc-binding (gene Azgp1). The transcript is spliced from 5 exons. Gene Ontology annotation, biological process: immune response. Gene Ontology annotation, cellular component: external side of plasma membrane. NCBI's taxonomy places the organism in Eukaryota, Metazoa, Chordata, Mammalia, Rodentia, Chinchillidae. The coding region runs from base 59 to 1129 and encodes 356 amino acids. The record is from RefSeq and is a predicted model, not a curated record.